CUACUCGGCAUGGCGCGACACGGCACGAUUAGGUUGCAUCUCCACGACAAAAAAAGUACCAACUUAAACGUGGGCGGAGUCGAAACUGCAUGGCUGAGUGAAACUGCGGUGAUUUGUUUUAUACGCGACACACACACUAGUGACUUUACACCAGACUUCUGUAGUUGUUGGAGAUGAACCCACGUUUUUACGAUUGCUAAGUAGUUUUAAGUGAUCUACAGUUCGGCGCGGUUCGGCUCGAUUUGUGUGUGGGACGUCAUCACAUAGUUACCUAUUUAGCACGCUUGGAACCUCGCGGAGCAGGAAUCUCAUCUGUUUAUUGGUGCUCACAAGGCCGUUAUCAGGAGGUGAAAUGGCGCAGCGAGGAAAUCAGCUGGACCGAGGCAGAUUCUGCUGUUCCGUCUGUCUGGAUCUACUGAAGGAUCCGGUGACUAUUCUCUGUGGACACAGCUACUGUAUGAAGUGUAUUAAAGACCACUGGGACUCAGAGGAGCAUAAGAGGAUCUACAGCUGCCCUCAGUGUAGAGAGGCCUUCGCACUGAGGCCUAUACUGAUGAAAAACAUCAUGUUAGUAGAUUUAGUGGAGGAGCUGAAGAAGACUGGACUCCACGCUGCUCCUGCUGAUCACUGCUAUGCUGGAGCUGAAGGUGUGGCCUGUGAUGUCUGCACUGGCAGGAAACUGAAAGCUCUCAAGUCCUGUUUGGUUUGUUUGGCCUCUUACUGUGAGGAACAUCUCCAGCCUCAUCAUCAAUCACCUGCAUUUAAGAAGCACAAGCUGGUGGAGCCGUCCAAGAACGUCCAGGAGAACAUCUGCCCUCGUCACAAUGAGAUGAUGGACAUGUUCUGCCGCACUGAUCUGCACUGCAUCUGUUCUCUCUGCUCUGUGGACGAACAUAAAGACCACGACACAGUCUCAGCUGCAGCAGAGAGGACGCACAAGCAGAGAGAGCUGGAUCUGAGUCGAGAAGAAGUCCAGCAGAGACUCAGGGACAGAGACAGAGACGUGAAGGUGCUUCAACAGGAGAGGAAGACUCUCAGUCUGUCUGCUGAUCAAGCCGUGAAGGACACGGACAAUAUCGUUGAGAUGUUACGUCUCCUGGGUAAGAGAAGCGCUGAAGUGAAGCUGCAGAUCAGAUGUAGGCACGACACCGAGGUGAGACGAGUCACAGGUGCUGAGGUGAAGCUUCGGCAGGAGAUCACUGAGCUGAAGAAGAGAGAAGCUGAACUGAAGCAGCUCUCACUCACACACGACCACAACCAGUUUCUCCUCAACUACCACUCACUGUCGGCACUCAGUCCGUCCACACACUCGUCCACCAUCAACGUCCGUCCUCUGAGACACUUUGAGGACGUGACGGCGGCUGUGGCAAAGGUCAGAGGUCAACUGCAGGACGUCGUGACCGAGACGUGGACAGACAUCUCACUGGCUCUGACUGAGGUUUCACUGACAGAACCAGAACCAAAGACCAGAGCUGAAUUCCUCAGAUAUUCACAGGAAAUCACACUGGAUCCAAACACAGCACACGCACGUCUGUUAUUAUCUGAGGGAAACAGAAAAGUGAGAUUUAUGAAGAAAGCUCAGUCUUAUCCUCAUCACACACACAGAUUCACUGAUGUUUAUCAGGUCCUGAGCAAAGAGAGUCUGACUGGACGUUGUUACUGGGAGGUGGAGUGGACAGGAGGAGCAGUUUAUGUAGCAGUGACGUACAAGGACAUCACAAGAUCACAUUCAGGUUUAGAUGAAAGUAGAUUUGGAAACAAUGACAAAUCUUGGGCUUUAUUUUGUAACCAAAACUGGUGUCAGUUUGGUCACAACUGCUUCUGGACGGACCUCUCAGGUGGUUUGUUCUCCAGAGUGGGAGUUUACCUGGACCACAGAGCAGGUCUUCUUUCCUUCUACAGAGUCUCUGACACCAUGACUCUGCUCCACAGAGUCCAGACCAUGUUCACUGAGCCUCUCUGUGCUGGAGUUAGUUUUUAUGCGUAUUCACCUGGAGUCACAGCUGAGUUGUGUAAACUCAAAUAAACGUGAGUUCUUUCAGGAGCAGUGACUUGAAACUCUGUGUUUGAACCUUGUGAUGAUCUUGUGUGAGGAGAACAUUUGUUCUUUUUGAAGUAUGUGAGAUUUAAGUGAAACAAACUCACUGAUGUUGAGUUGAAACGAAGAGUUUCAGCAGAUUCAAACAUGAAUACAUCAAUACAAUAGAAAUGUUUUCAUCUUUUUUUAAAUCACAAUAAA
Solea solea (common sole) is the source of this 2239-nucleotide messenger RNA. Its product is annotated as tripartite motif-containing protein 16-like. The record is from RefSeq and is a predicted model, not a curated record. Lineage: Eukaryota; Metazoa; Chordata; Actinopteri; Pleuronectiformes; Soleidae. The transcript has 2 exons. The coding region runs from base 353 to 2026 and encodes 557 amino acids. Gene Ontology annotation, molecular function: zinc ion binding; protein binding.